AUGUCCGCCGCGGAGCGCAACUAUCCCAACCCACCAGACGACAAGCCUGGCUGGCUUGCUAUGGCGCAGGCUGUAUUUAACACUCAGGCAGCUCGCUGGGACACAAAAACCUGUUCCGGAGGGUUGAAAUGGCAGAUCUUCACUUUCAACAACGGAUACGAUUAUAAGAACACCAUCUCCAACGGAUGUUUCUUCAAUCUGGCAGCGCGUCUGGCCAAAUACACCGGCAAUCAAACAUAUGCCGACUGGGCGGACCACAUCUGGGACUGGACUAAGAGCGUCGGUUUCAUGACGGACGAGUAUCAAUUCUGGGACGGGGCCGAUGAUCGACAAGACUGUUCGGAAUUCAACCGCAUUGAGUGGACGUAUAACUCGGGGGUGUAUCUCCUAGGCGCAGCGACAAUGUUUAAUUAUACCGAAGGCAAUCCUGUCUGGGAAGAACGGACCCGGAAUAUCUUGAACGCUACAACGGCCGCCUUCUUUACCGAUUCGGUAAUGUACGAACGCGCCUGCGAACCGGUCGACACUUGCCAGGUCGACCAGCGUGGUUUCAAAGGAUACACAGCACGCUGGAUGGCCUCUUCGACCCAAAUGGCACCCUUUACAUAUGAUCUUAUCAUGCCUCUACUGCGCGCAUCCGCUGAAGCAGCUGCGGAAACCUGCACGGGCGGAGAUGACGGUCUAGCUUGUGGGCAGAAGUGGGUGACCAGGAAAUGGGAGGGUGAGGAAGAUGUUGGACUGCAAAUGGCAGCGCUCGAAGUCAUCCAGUCAAAUCUGAUCACUCGUGUUGAUCCCCCGGUGACCAACGAGCACGGAGGAACAAGUAAAGGCAACCCCGGUGGCGGGUCGCCGCCACCAGAACCGAGGCCUUCUAGUCUGACGAUGAGUAUCACGACGAAGGACAGAGCCGGGGCCGGCGUACUGACGGGGGCGGUGGCUUUAAUAGUGAUUGGCUCUACAGGGUGGCUUAUCUGGGAUUAA
Molecule: messenger RNA, 981 nt
Organism: Aspergillus chevalieri
Lineage: Eukaryota; Fungi; Ascomycota; Eurotiomycetes; Eurotiales; Aspergillaceae
Product: glycoside hydrolase family 76 protein
Exons: 1
Coding region: 1-981 (326 amino acids)
Biological process (GO): fungal-type cell wall biogenesis; carbohydrate catabolic process
Molecular function (GO): mannan endo-1,6-alpha-mannosidase activity
Source: RefSeq, a predicted model, not a curated record